Messenger RNA from Linum trigynum, 1452 nucleotides. The record is from the annotation of a GenBank genome assembly. Lineage: Eukaryota; Viridiplantae; Streptophyta; Magnoliopsida; Malpighiales; Linaceae.
GACAACAACAGCGGAUUCCGGAUGCCGGAUCAUUGACCACCAUUUUACCAUUCGACUAAGAGUAACAAAACAACAGCGGUGAGAAGGCUGCUCCCAAAUCCUCCAAACGAAAAACCCUCAGUUAGAACUUAGAACAACCGGCGGCGAUCAUGGAGAAGAAUUCAGAGCCGACGGCGAACAAGAACCAGAAGAAGGCCAAUCUUCUAGAUCACCACUCGAUCAAGCAUAUUCUCGACGAAUCCGUCUCCGAGAUCGUUGCGAGUCGUGGAUACGCUGAAGAUGUCAGGAUGAGCAAUGUCAGGUUGUUGCUGGGGACUGUCAUUAUUGCCGUCGCUCUCGUGGCUCAGUUUUACAAGAAGAAGUUCCCCGAGAACAGAGACUUUUUGAUCGGUUGCAUCGGCAAGUAUGUAGUCCUCAACGUGGUGUUGCAGCUGAUCAUAUUCGUGAAGGAAAAGAACGCCAUCUUGUUCACUUACCCUCCUCAGGGAUCUUACACAAGUACUGGUUUGAUGAUCACUUCCAAAUUACCAAGAUUCGCUGACGACUACACACUUACUAUAGCAAGUGCUGAUCCAAAGUCGAUUUCUGCUGGGAAGACAGUGGACCUGACUAAAAGUGUUACAAAAUGGUUCACAAAGGAUGGAGUUCUGGUGGAAGGCCUAUUCUGGAAGGAUGUUAACUCCCUAUUAGACCAGUACUCGGGGGAAGCAAAGAAGAGCAAGUGAUCUAUUUAAAAUCCGAUUACUUUGAUGACCUAGGUGAAAAAGCAUACAUUAGCUCCAGUGGUAUCAUGCUCUGCUUUAGAACUACAACUUUCCAGCCUAGAGGAGGAAAUAGACUUUGAAUUAUCUGUUUGGACCAUCCAUUGUUACUCUCAGCUGAAGCAGUUCUGUCUUGAGAAUCGUUUUCUGCCAUCUCGAAUGAAUGCCCUCUUUAGUGCUACAUGAUCCAAAUUGGUAGUCGUUUUGGUUGCUUGCAGUUGCAGCCUUGUAGGUGAAAACUCUGCUCCUAACAUUUGAGCUCAAUUGUCGGAGUUCUUUUGUGUUGGGCUUGGGCCUUCAACUUAUGUAAGUGAUGUGGAUCUUUUAUGUUUUUAUAUUAUGAGCUAGCCCAACUUCUCAGUACUGUGUCAUGACUCAGGACUCAUGAGUGAUGACAGGUGUAAUCCAACUACAAGAAGUCAGCGCCAUGAUAUCGAGUCGUUGUGGAAAGGGCCCACAUUAAGGAAAAUAUUUGUGUCGCUGAAUUGGCGGGCCCAAUGCUGGGCCCGUCUGUCCCUAUCGGUCCCGUUAAUCAGUCCCGGCCCUCACUGUCGCCGUCUCACAGAGUGAGCAUCUCCUCACACCAAUAAUUCUAUUCACUUGCAGCGCCUGUCGCUCUCGCUUACUAUAUAUGGUCAGAAAUUCAUUCCUGCCGGUGGAGUGGCAUGAUUAAUCAAGAGACGUAAAGGAC